This is a messenger RNA of Copidosoma floridanum, 2518 nucleotides long. RefSeq lists its product as uncharacterized. NCBI's taxonomy places the organism in Eukaryota, Metazoa, Arthropoda, Insecta, Hymenoptera, Encyrtidae. The record is from RefSeq and is a predicted model, not a curated record.
GUUAUCCCAAGUAUUUUAUAUAUGUUGUGUUUCCACAUCAGUCCGGUGCGGUCAGUCGCGUACAUACUUUCCGUCGUGUCCGUGUUAUCAAUUCGUUUAAUUCAUAAAUGUAAAUAGAUAUAUAUGUAUAUUAACACUUAUAUGAUAGUAUUCGUCGGGAUACUCGGGAUACCUAACCCACGCGUUGUUACUAGUACCAGAAAACUAACAAAAGAAGUUUGCAACGAGGAAUAACUAACAAAGCCUUUCGCAUUACAUGUAGAUUUAUGUACACCAACGAGUAGUUAAUUAAAGUGAAGAAAUUGUUAAAAAAAAAAAAAAAGGGCUAGCAUGGCGGAAGUCGAGGCAAAAGUUAACAUGUCACUUGAUGACAUUAUUAAAAUGGAAAGGAAGAAGAGGUCCAACAGCCAAGGCCCCUAUAACCAUCAGUAUAACCAGAGAGGCGGCGGUGGUGGCGGUUACCGCGGUCGCGGUCAAAACAACCGCGGCAACAAUAUGAUGAGAAACAACCGCGGAACGAUGAAUCAUUACAACAACCGCAACAACUACCACAAUUACAAUAACAAUUAUAAUCGCAACAACGUUAUGAACAACAACAACAACAACAACGGCAAUAGAGGUAACUACCGGGGCGGCGGUCCGUACAGGAGGUACUCGCAGAACGGCGUGCGGGGCGGCUUUGUUCAAAAGCGGUACAACAAUUAUAACAAUUACAACUACGUGCCCUAUCAUCAAACGAAUUUGCGGAGAUCCCGAAGCUCCGUGUCCUUAAACAGAAUGAGCCAAUACAACGGUCCGAUGGGCUACAGUAACAAAAGUUACAGUCCUCGCAGAGGUGGUGGCGGUGGUGGCGAAAACUGGGGCGGUGGUGGCGGCGGUAGAUACCGACAAUCGCGGAGUCGGAGCAGGAUUAAUUAUCAGAACAACAGCAACUACUCGUCCCCGACCCGGAGCUACCUACAGAGGACCAACAGCCUGCCGGAUUUAAGGGACGACGAUGCGUCCUCUGUCUACGACAGAUUGGGUUAUCAAAACACUUCUGCUCAGACUGCGUACAGAAACCGAGUUAUCAAGAACGCAUUGCAGUUGUCACCGUCUAGAAAGAGUCUACCACCGCAAGGACGGCAAAGACGUUACAGUGCCGGGAGUAUACGUUCGGAUCAGAUACUGAGAGCCCAGAGGCGCGCACAGUACGAACAGAAACUCAUGAGAGUGAAUGCUGCCCGAGCCAAAGCCAUACCCAUCGACUACAUGAGCUCUCUGAACGAGUACGUUUCGAAACAGCAUCCCUCAUUGGCCCUCUAUCAGUCGCAGAAUUCUCUGAACGCGCGCCAAAUGCGAGCCAAAUCGCCAUACGCGCAGAGUUUAAAAAGCUUCCAAACGAUAAUACCGAAAACAAAAUUUGUCAACCGAUUUGCAGGAGCCAAUAAAGUCGCCAAGGCGGCAGCCGCAGAGGCGCGCAAGAUCAAGGUCGCGCUCGCGCGCAAGGAGUACUCAGCGCGCAAUCGGUCUCAACAACGUAAUCGGUCUCGAAGGCGAUCUCGAGGACCGGAGCUUCUCCGAAGUAAUGUACAGUCUCAGCGGAAAUUUUGGCGUCACCGGGCGAACUCUGGAUGAUAGGUUUUCAACGUAGGACUUGGACGACGACGACGACGACGACGACGUUUUGUAAACCUUUGAGGAGGGAUCGUGUACAGGCUGGAACAUUCGUUGACGAUUUUUUUUUUCUUUUAUACUGUACCUAAAGCAAUGUUUUUUUUUAAUUUAUCGAUUUUCUUUGCUUGAUAAUGUGUAUCAAUUGCCAUUGGUAACUAACAAUAGAUUUGACUAGAAAUCUUAUUUUUCUAAUUAUUUUUUUAUUUUCAAAGUUGAAUCAAUCACGUUCCAGCCACAACAAAAAAGACACCUGCAUUGAUGUUCCUCUUUAACUUGAUCAACUAUUUUUUUUCUUCCUUUUCUAAGGAUCUUUUUUAUUAUUAUUAUUUUUUUGUUUUUAUCACACGAUAAAAAUAAACUCGAGAGACUGUAAAAUAACGGUAACAGAGGAAAAUAUAUCCGAUGUAUGGAUUAGGCCGAUGUUAUUGAUACAUUCUGUACUAGAGUGUAAUUGUACGCUUUGUGCAAGGAAUUAGGUAUGAAUGUAAUGGCGGUACUAAAAUUGUAAUUUAACACUUGGCUUAUUAAUAUUAAAUAUAAAUAUAUUAAUGAGAGUGUAGUUGGUUGACUUGUGAUAUAUUGAGCAGGAAUAAUCGAAAGAAGCAAUUUUCUGUAUACUUUUUACGAAAGUAAAUUCCCCGAUAUUGUGUAACGAGAAUAAUAAAUCUUCCUACUAGUUUUUCUUCUUUUUCUACGGCAAAAGUAUUUUUAAUACAUCAUUUUUUUUUUUUUUCAUCGACAGAAAAAAAAAACAAUGUCUCGUUUGCACGAGCGCAUAUGCAUUAUUGUCCAAAGUAAAGAUGUACGAAAUUCCCAUCAUUUAUCUAUUAUUGUCGAUUAAAGCUCAAAUGAAGUAUCAAAA